GCGGCCAGGGCGCGACUAGACGUCGAUGCUUCGAUGAGCGGCCCGCUGGAAGGCUCCGGGGAGAAACGGCGCCCUGUGGGGCGGAAGCGAGGGGGGCAUGGGCGUGCGUCUGAGCCCGCGGCGCUCCGGGUGCGGCUGCAGAGAAGAGUCCGCCCGCGAGCGGCCCCUUAAGUGCGGCCCAGCCUGGUCAUGCUUUUGCCCCGCAGAACGCCGGCGGUCCAGAUCCACCUCCCGGGAGAGGGAGAGGCGGCGGCGGGAGCGGUCGAGGUCUCGGGAGAGGGACCGGAGGAGAAGUCGCUCCCGCUCGCCGCACAGGCGGCGGUCCAGAUCUCCACGGCGACAUAGAUCCAGUUCCUCUUCCCCUUCCCGACAGAAAGAAAGGCGAGAUGAAGAAAAGAAAGAAAACAAAGACACUAAAAGCAAAGAGCGUCAGAUCACAGAAGAGGAUCUAGAGGGCAAGACUGAAGAAGAAAUUGAAAUGAUGAAAACGAUGGGAUUUGCAGCAUUCGACACAACAAAGGGAAAGAAAGUGGAUGGCUCUGUGAAUGCUUAUGCUAUAAAUGUAUCACAGAAGAGGAAAUACAGGCAGUACAUGAACAGAAAAGGUGGAUUCAACAGACCUCUGGAUUUUAUUGCCUGAUAGCAGCAUUGGCAGCAUGUGAAUGAAGACUCUGCUCUAGCUCCUUAACUGGCCUAGGCCAGGUGUUGCUGUCGAGACAUCUUCCCGUGCAGAACGGGUCCUGUGCAUUGCUGAGUCCAUGAAAGUGACAUUAUCUCAUAGGGUGAGAUGGUUGUAUGUUUUUCUGUUGUUUUUUUUAAACAUAAAGUUAUUUUCUUUUGUGUGGUUGUGUUUCAGUUUUGUAGGUUUUUGCUUUUAAAAUAGAAAAAAGCCAUUUGUCUCAUUGAACACACUUGGACUAGGACACUUCUGUGAAAUUUAAGGCAGCAAAAUUAUAUGCGUUGCUGAAAUAGGGAUAUAGCUAUUAAGGGUUUUUUUUUUUUUCUGAGCAUGUGAGACAACUGUUACCCAGCCCAUCAACAUUUAACCAAAACACCUCCUCUCCUUCUGUAUUCCAAAAUCAUGUCGUGAGAUUUUGAUGGAUUUUUCUGCCUCUUGUUUCUGUCCAGCAGAGGGCCUCUAAACAAAUGUGUAAAUAUAAUACAAUUCUGAUUUGUCAGUUUA
This is a messenger RNA of Varanus komodoensis (Komodo dragon), 1183 nucleotides long. RefSeq names its product small nuclear ribonucleoprotein U4/U6.U5 subunit 27 (gene SNRNP27). The transcript has 5 exons. NCBI's taxonomy places the organism in Eukaryota, Metazoa, Chordata, Lepidosauria, Squamata, Varanidae. Bases 98 to 640 code for a protein of 180 amino acids. Gene Ontology annotation, cellular component: precatalytic spliceosome. Gene Ontology annotation, biological process: RNA splicing. The record is from RefSeq and is a predicted model, not a curated record.